Sinocyclocheilus anshuiensis is the source of this 1907-nucleotide messenger RNA. Its product is annotated as von Willebrand factor A domain-containing protein 8-like. Gene Ontology annotation, cellular component: cytoplasm. The coding region runs from base 541 to 1638 and encodes 365 amino acids. NCBI's taxonomy places the organism in Eukaryota, Metazoa, Chordata, Actinopteri, Cypriniformes, Cyprinidae. The transcript has 13 exons. The record is from RefSeq and is a predicted model, not a curated record. Gene Ontology annotation, molecular function: ATP hydrolysis activity; ATP binding.
CCGAUGUUUACAUAAACCCUGCCCCCGGGAACAUGCAGCUACCCGUAAUUGGAAGGGGGUGUGAUGUUUCCGGACAACGUGCGCUAGGCGGCUAGCGAAUCACAACACACUGGGCCAGCUAACCAAUCUGAGCCCGAUUGUGUAUUUCUGAGGGAGGGGCUUCAUAGAACCACGAACUCAACAGACCGUUCUGACGAGAACGAAAACAGCGGUGUAGAAUAAAGAACCUGUUCCCCAUGCUGUCAGCGCAGCAGCUGGUGCAGAGGCUUUACCCAUACGAGGUCAUGCUGGGAAAGGAAGGCCGUACUGCAGUAGAGGGGGUCUCAGUAGGUUUGAGUUGACUGAUGGAAGCACGAAACCUUCUCCGACUGCAGUGGUGAGCGCUGAGCCUGUGAAUGGAGAUCACGCAGGACAGGCAGCUGUCACCCUCAACAUAACCAACCAGAACAUCCCCUUUCAGGUUACAUCAGGGACGUGGCCGAGUCACUCACUCAACUGCAGUUCAUCGGCACCCCCACCCACGACCGCCUGCUGUCUGAGAUGAUGCAGUCCCACCUCGGCAAAGACAUUGGUCUGAUCGGAGCCAAGGGCUGUGGCAAAUCCGUGAUUGCAAGAGAAUUUGCUGAAAUGCUGGGCUACAGCAUUGAACCAAUAAUGCUUUAUCAGGACAUGACUGCGCGGGACCUCCUCCAGCAGAGGUACACCCUGCCUAAUGGAGACACAGCCUGGAGGGCCUCCCCACUGGUCACUGCUGCUCAGGAGGGCAAGCUGGUGCUGCUGGACGGCAUCCACCGUGGCACUCUGGCUGUGCUUUCCAGGUUGCUGCAUGACCGAGAGCUAGUUCUGUAUGACAGGGCUCGACUACUGAGGUGGGACCGUUACCAGACUCUAAAAGACGAACUACAGCUCACUGACCAAGAGCUGCAAGACAGAUCCAUCUUUCCAGUCCACCCAUCAUUCCGGAUCAUCGCUCUAGCGGAGCCGCCUCAGGUCGGGAGCACCACGCAGCAGUGGCUCGGCCCGGAGAUACUCACCAUGUUUCUCACCAUCAAACCACUGGCCAAGGCUGAGGAAACUGCCGUUAUCCAGGGCAUGAUCCCAAAUGUCCCCAAAGAAGCAGUAGAACAGCUGCAAAACCUGACUCACAGUCUGAGAAAAUCCAACGAUCUAACGGCCCUGUCCCUUGCUUCUUCAUUGUCCACCAGGCAGCUGCUGAGAAUCUGUCGGCGUCUUUCUCAGUAUCCAGAGGAGAGUGUUGCUCACGCUGUGAACAAAUCCUGUCUGUCCAGGUUUCUGCCCAGCCUGGCUCGCUCACCUCUUCAGAAGAGUCUGGUGAACUGCUCAAUAGAGGAUCAGCCUGACCCAGCAUCAGAACAGAGCCAUCUCUACACCUGCACAGUAAAAGAUGGACUCCUGACCAUAGGGAACGUCUCGGUCCCUGUGUACAGCCCUGAUGAGAAGAGGAAGGUCCCGGAUGUGCUCUUUUAUGAGAAUGUUCAGCACAUGAUGGUCAUGCAGGACAUGCUGAAAGACUUCCUGUUGGGGGAACACCUGCUUCUUGUGGGGAACCAGGUAAAUGAGGAUUCCCAUCCUCAGAACGACAGUCUGCAGAGACGUCUGAGAGCAGAGCAGACGUAGAGUACACUAGCCCAGAGCGCUGGCGUCAUGCCAUGAAGCACAGCUGCAUUUGUAAAGCAUCUGGCCACCAGCUACAGGGUGAACUAGAGCUCAGUGUGCCCUAUGGUGCCCAGGCACUUGCCCACAUUCUGCACUAGAAACCUGAGGCUUUACUGCGUUUGUGUAUGGAAAGAGAGUGGGCGUCCUGACUGCUGUCACUUCAGAGUAUAGAUGGAUCGAUCGACUGAUGCACAGAACCAAUGAAAGUGUGCUAGACAUACAAAAUGAAA